CAGUCGAAGCUAAACAGUGAAGGAGGGAUGAACUCUCGCCUAAUUCCUCACCGAUUUUAACUCCUAUGGCGCUUUUAUCCUCGAAGUGAAGAGGAAAUCCUACGAGAGCAAGAGUGAGACAUAAUGUGGACUGAAGAGAAGCUGAGGUACUGGUGAACAUGAGGGAGAAUAUGGACGGACUGGGGACAGGUCCUGGUGGCCCGAGACAUCCUCGAGGGAGGACGUUUCCCAGUUCUCCAAUGGCAGCUAAGGGCCACCUUCCUCCCCAGUCUCCCGUGGCCCUUGGCCAGGAGUGCACCGAGGGCUUGAUGUGGGCCGGCCCUGGAUCAAACUUUGUUGCUGACCACUUCACUGACCGGCCCGAGAACCCACCCGAGCCAGCACACCACCAGCGGCGAGGCAAGAUCGCCCGAGUCAAGCUGUCCAAGACCCCGAGCCCCACCAAGGAACCCACUAAAUUCUUUGUUCUCCCUGCUGGAGGCAUGAGUGUCCCUGUGCCAGAGUUAGACAUGGAACCCAACGUGCGGAGCACCAAGGGGUCCAUAGCUGCCCGUAGUGCCCCUGAAGGGAAGGAGGUGCCCUCCUCAGGUGGCCAGCUGCCUCUGGGUGUGGAACUGAUUGCCGGCCGCAGUCAGAUGAGUCAUCAACCAGAUGGGUCUAAAGGGGGCUCAACCUGGGCCAAAGUGAAGAGCCUUCCACCUUCACACACACUUGCCAUGUCAGCCUCACUUCUAAAGUCAUACUUCACAUCCUCUUCCUCCUCCAAUUCAUCAUCAUCACCUUCCUCCUCCACUACCUCAUCCUCAUCUUCACCAGCCACAGAGAAGCAGCUGCAGCAACAACAGCUGCAACAGCAACAACAACAACAACAACAACAACAACAGCUGCAGCAGCAAGUCAAGAGUGCUGCCUUGACAGCUGAUGCAGAGACAUCUGUGAAGACAAAGAUGCUUGGUCUGUGGAAUAAUGUAAAAUAUGGGUGGACAGUCAACCUGAAGACUAAUUUUUCCCGAGACUCCCCUGUCUACCUGCUGGGGUCGGUGUACCACAAGAGCCUCGGAGCAGAUGGGGAGGAUGCCGACCAGAUGGAAGUGGAGCGGCAUGGGAUGGAGGCAUUCAAGAGGCAUUUCCACAGCCUGGUGUGGUGUACCUAUCGUCGCCAGUUCCCCACGCUGCAGGACUCUAGCCUCACCACUGACUGUGGGUGGGGCUGCAUGCUACGCUCUGGCCAAAUGAUGGUGGCUCAGGCACUCAUCAGGCGCUUCCUUGGCCCUGGAUGGAGGCACGACAAACGAGGUGCUGAUGUGGAUUCAGUGGAGGAACACAUCCACCGCAAAAUCAUCCGGUGGUUUGGAGACUCCCCCUCCCCUCACUGCCCCCUCUCCCUCCACAACCUGGUCCACCUCGGCCACAAGUUGGGCAAGCAUGCUGGGGAUUGGUAUGGCCCAGCCUCUGUUGCCUAUAUUUUCAAAGAGGCAAUUGAGAUGGGAUCCAAAUACAUAGCUGACUUAAAGCAUGUGUGUGUUUAUGUGGCCCAGGAUUGUGCAGUGUAUAUCCAAGAUGUGCUGGACCUCUGCUUCUCACCGUGUCUAUGCAAAAUGGGAUCCUUUUACAAUGGGAUAUCAGAGGGCAAGAGUGUGGCAAGACAGGGAGCUGCAGUAAACCUUGAAACCUCAUCCCAGCCAGUACCAUACAUGGACAUAGUGAAUACCCAAGUAAAUGCUAUGGAAACCACUGCAAAUGGCACACACAAAACUGAAAAUGUUCGUGUUUCGCUCCAAUACUCACGUGGAGAGUUAAAGAGCCCAAAGGGGAUACCUGGGAAUAUGUUGUGCCCUGGGUGUGACAACUGGAGGGCUGUGGUGAUCAUGGUGCCUGUGAGACUUGGUGGGGAGGCGCUGAAUCCCAUCUAUGCACCGUGCAUCUACUCACUCUUCACCCACGACCUCUGCAUUGGAAUUAUUGGAGGAAGGCCAAAGCACUCCUUAUACUUUGUUGGGUUCCAGGAGGAGUCCCUGAUUCACCUGGACCCUCACUUGUGCCAAGAUGCCGUGACUGUCACACAGGCAGUCUUCUCCCCAUCCUCCUACCAUUGCUCCUCCCCACGUAAGAUGGCUCUCUCUCGAAUGGAUCCCUCAGCCACCCUUGGUUUCUACUGCCACUCUCGCACUGACUUCCUACGGCUGAUGGAAGAUUUACCUGAGCUGGUGACCCCUAAGGAGCCUGGGUUUGAGUACCCAAUCUUUGAGUUUGUAGAUGGCUGCUGCCCAGAUGCUGAUGCGUGCACUCGUCAGGUGAGCACCGAGGACCAGCUGGCUGCCUCUCUUCCCUCUGACACCCCUCUCCUCCCACAGGACUCUGAGGAAUUUGUCUUUCUCUGAUGGGGGCUGUGGGAUGAGGAUGUAGGAAGGAAAGUUAUAUUUUUUCAGGUCUCAAGAGUUUUUCUGAGUGUCUUGUUGGUGUUAGAGAGAGAGAGAGAGAGAGAGAGAGAGAGAGAGAGAGAGAGAGAGAGAGAGAGAAGGAUUGAUUGUGGGAAAGGAAUGAUUUACUACUCUGCUUUCUUAGUCAUACCUCACCUCCCUAGUGUACUUAUGUUGUGAUUUAUUCAUUUACUGAGCUUAAGUGUCCUCAAGGUGCUCGGCUUGUUCAAGUUUGCUCCCAAGUCUCAUAUCUGAUCACUGGUGGGCAAUUUCUAUACUCGUGGUCUUUUUUUGAACUGAAUAUACUUCAGUUCUUUUGGCAUGGGUUACUUCUGUACUCUCAAGGUUUGCAUUUUAAAAAGAAAGUGUCAUUUGAGUGGUUAUUUUACGUUAUUCAUGUUCAACUCCAUGAGGCCUUCAGUGUAACCUGAGGUAUUUUGCAAAUCCAGCUGAGUGUUCUUAGUUAUUCACCCACUCACCUACGCCUUAAGUUAUUGACGUCCAGUAACGCCAUGUGUGUUAAUGAAAAUAAUUUAUUAAGUUAUGGAUGUGCCUAUGUAGAUAUUAUGAUUAUUGUUGUUUAGAGGACAUAUCUGCUGUUAUUUCUUUACUCUAGAAAAUUCUCAGGGCCAUGCACAUGAAGUCACUUUUCAGUGGCAGUCACUGCCCACUGAAAAGUUGAGGCAAGAAGUGCCUGGCAAUACCCCACACAUGGAUCACUUUUGUGACAGCCACAUGCAGCUUGAGUGUGGAUCUUGGAGGAGUGGGGUAUAUUAGUGUUGUGGCUCUCAGCACAAGAAAAAAAAUAAAAAAAAUAAAAAAA
Molecule: messenger RNA, 3243 nt
Organism: Scylla paramamosain (green mud crab)
Lineage: Eukaryota; Metazoa; Arthropoda; Malacostraca; Decapoda; Portunidae
Gene: Atg4b
Product: cysteine protease ATG4D-like
Exons: 9
Coding region: 159-2381 (740 amino acids)
Molecular function (GO): protein-phosphatidylethanolamide deconjugating activity
Source: RefSeq, a predicted model, not a curated record